Molecule: messenger RNA, 1707 nt
Organism: Verruconis gallopava
Lineage: Eukaryota; Fungi; Ascomycota; Dothideomycetes; Venturiales; Sympoventuriaceae
Product: asparagine-tRNA ligase
Exons: 4
Coding region: 1-1707 (568 amino acids)
Biological process (GO): asparaginyl-tRNA aminoacylation
Cellular component (GO): cytoplasm
Molecular function (GO): nucleic acid binding; ATP binding; asparagine-tRNA ligase activity
Source: RefSeq, a predicted model, not a curated record
AUGGCGGAGUCGCAAAAGACAAUAUACGUUGACGAGAAGGCGGGCAAGGAUGAUGCUAGCGCGACGGGGACCGAGAGCGCACCGUACCAGUCUCUAGCAUAUGCGUAUAUCCAGAACGACGGCCAGGGGACCUACUUGCAAAGAAAAUACGAGGAGGGCAAAGAGCCUGAAUAUGCACCAGCCAGUAAGGCGGGCACAAAGAAAGCCGCCACCGCUCUGGCGACACACAAAAAGAAACAGGCCAAGGAGGCGGAGCUUGCGGUGAGGCAGAAGAAGGAACAAGAGGCAAGGGAAAAGGCGCUCGAGGAUGCGAAAAAGAUUGUCAUCACUGAGGACGAAAGCCUGCCCAAGCCGAUCAGGAUUCGACUCGACCAGACAGGCGAUUCGAUCGUCUUGCACAAAGAAGGCAGCGAGGAGAAAGGCACGAGAGUCAAAGUACUGGGUCGUGCACAUCACAUUCGAAAGCAGAAGGACGUCAUGUUCGUCGUUCUCAAGGACGGCUACGGCAAGAUGCAAUGCGUCUUUGCCGGCGACCUCGCAAAGACGUAUGACGCCGUUACACUCACGCAGGAGACAACCAUGGAGAUCAUCGGAGAACUGUACGAAGUUCCCUCAGGAGCACAAGCACCGCUUGGUCGCGAACUGCGAGUCGACUUCUUCCGCGUCGAGCCAAAGUUCAAGGCACCUGGGGGUGACGAUGCGAUCACCACGAGAGUAGCUCCGGAUGCCGACCCGCAGACAAAGAUGGACCUUAGGCACCUGACCUUGCGAGGUGACAACUCGAGCUCCAUCUUGCUCGUGAGAGACGCCGUUGAGUUUGCAUUCAACACCGUGUACAAGGAACUGCGAAUGCGCAAGGUCUCACCCCCCGCGCUUGUGCAGACACAGGUCGAAGGUGGCGCCACUCUCUUCUCGUUCGACUAUUACGGUGAGAAAGCAUACCUCACUCAGAGCUCGCAGCUCUAUUUAGAGACUGUCCUCCCGUCCCUUGGCAACGUGUACUGCAUUGAGAAGUCGUUCCGCGCUGAGAAGUCGCUCACCCGCCGUCACUUGUCUGAGUACACGCAUAUCGAAGCCGAAUUGGACUUCAUCACGUUCAAUGACCUACUCGAUCACCUUGAAUACGUCAUCUGCGCCGUUCUCAAGAAAACACUUGCCGAUCCGGAGGUGGCUGCCAUAAUCAAAAAGCUCAACCCGGAGUUCAAGAUGCCCGAGCAGCCGUUCUUGCGAAUGAAGUACUCGGACGCGAUCGCUUGGCUCAACGAGCAUAACAUUCUCACUGACGAAGGCAAGCCGCACGAGUUUGGCGAUGAUAUCGCCGAGGCGGCUGAGCGCAAGAUGACGGACGAGAUAAACCGUCCCAUCUUUUUGACGCACUUCCCAGUCGAGAUCAAGUCGUUCUACAUGUACAGAGACCCCAGCGAUCCCCGCGUUACCGAGAGUGUGGAUGUUCUCAUGCCCGGCGUCGGCGAAAUCGUCGGAGGAAGCAUGAGGAUGGACGACUAUGAGGAGUUGAUGCAGGGAUACAAGCGAGAGGGUAUCGAUCCGACAGACUACUACUGGUACACUGACCAGCGAAGGUACGGAUCCUCACCACACGGUGGUUACGGUCUCGGUCUCGAGCGCUUCCUUGCUUGGCUCUGCAACCAGUGGACUGUGAGAGAUACCUGCUUGUAUCCACGCUUUAUGGGUCGUUGCAAGCCAUGA